GAUGCACCUGGGAAAGGAGGUGCCCAGCUCAUCACCAAACUCCAAAGCUGGCAGGGCGCUCCUUCACGCUGGAUCUGGGAAACUUUCAAAGCGAAAUGCAGUGGACAGACCUUUGAAGGGGUCCUCUUUCGGGGCUUCGACGCAAGUUCGAUGCAUGCAGCUACCAACGGGGGCUGCCCAGGAAGACGUCCAUGCAUCAAACAAAGCCCUGGGCUGUUCUAUCCGUCUCUCUGCAACCUGCAACAGGCAUUGCUGAAAGGGAAGCACUUAAAAGGGAGUUCAAUUGGUUUGCAGUUUGGCGAUUGCUCCAGCCAGGCUUUGCACCAUGAUUCAGCUAGUUGUAAAUUUUGGAGAGCUUGCCGCAGUCCGGGCGCAAUUUGAGCUGCUCAAGUGGAGCUAAGGGAACAGCUAACACUUUUCUGGUAAUGCACACAAUUGCAAAGCUCAACCUUUGGUUGGAACACGAGUCGGAUGAUAUCCCAGUCAUUCUUCAAACCUUCUGGCACGUGAUCUAGUUUUCUACCUUGGAUCCACUAGUGCGAGAACCGUCAACCCAGCAACCAGCAUCCAGUUCACAUACUUGUUAUUUUGAGGGAAAGUUCGCUCAGAAUUUUGGUCAAAGUUUCAAUGGGCAUGCCCGUCAUGGGCCUGCUUCCCAGAACAACUUCAAUGCCGGGGGGCUCACCACAGAAGUUGUACCGAGACCUUCCUGAGAUCCAGAUCCGGCGACAUUAUAUAGUUUUCAUGCUCAUCCUAGUUACUCCCCUGCUCUUCCUAGCCUUCUGCUUCUCAUCCUUCCUGUCCAAGCUGCAUGUUGACGACACUCAUAGCGCAAAUCUGAUGUUGCCAGGACUAGACUCUGCUUCCUUCCCUGACUGCUGCAAGUGUCCUGGGGAGCUGGAAUUCUCUGGAAACGUUGGGGCUGAGAAGCUUGUAAAAAGCACUGUGGGAGAUAUACGGGCUGCAGAGGGAAGUAUGGGGAAGGCUGGGGCGCAGACAGCCAGAGGAAUGUCAAGUGUCGGGGGCAUGGAGUUGGCGCGGCAGAGCGAUGAGAGAGGAAAGGGGCCGUUGCGCGUGUUUGUCUACGACCUGCCCAGUAACUUCACGAGGGAAUUUUACCAGCAUGAGGACGCUACGAAAACACCGUAUGCGUCGGAGUGGUGGUUCUACCAGGACAUCAUGCGCGACGACUCCCAGCGCAGCAACUCCGCGGCAGUUCGAGUGACUGAUGCGGACGAUGCCGAUGUUUUCCUCGUCCCCUUCAUGGCGUCCCAGGCGUUCAACUGCGACCGAAAGGAGCACUUUCUGCGGCACAACUUUCAGGACAUCUGUGGGAGCUUGUACAGGAAGGACCACGCACUGCAGGCCGAGCUCAAGUCGUGGCUGGAGGCGCAGCCGCCGUGGCAGCGGUCGGGCGGCAUCGACCACGUGGUGUUAGCAAUACAUCCGCUCGCACUCAACAGAAUCGACGACUUUUUGGCGCCCGCCAUCCACUUACUGGUCGACUUCGUUUUCAAGCAUUCGUCCAAGGCCAGUUUGGAGAAAGACGUGAUUGUCCCGCAUUCACACCUGGUGGAGUGGCUGCCGGACGAUCAGGUGGGAAUGGCCACCAGCGAGCGCUUCCUGGAGACUGCGGACAUCCUGCUCUACUUCGCAGGAGUCCUCGACAGAAAGGGCAUGGGUAAGCUGCGCUCCAGCCUGCGCGAGGUGCUGAUAAACGAGCCGGACGUGGUGAUCACCGGGCCAAGGGCCGGGGCAGGGCAGGGCGACCUCAAUGAUACCGCCAUAGGCUUGACGGCCGCCACCAUGCGGCGCUCAAAAUUCUGCCUGGACCCCGCCGGAGACACGCCGUCGUCCUCCCGACUAUUUGACGCCAUCGUAAACUUAUGCAUCCCGGUCAUCAUAAGCGAUGACCUGGAGAUCCCCUUUGAAGGCCAGCUCGACCUCAGCCAAUCAUGCAUAUUCGUGAGCGAGGCCGACGCGGUCCAGCCGGGGCUGCUGGUGUCAAAACUUCGGGCGGUGUCCGACGAAGAGGUGCUGCGGAGGAAACGGGAACUGGCCAAGAUACGUGAGCACUACACGUACAUCGAUUCCUGGCGGCGAAAAGGCAGCGCGCAGGCCAUGAUUUGGCGAGAGAUCGCCGCGCGACUGCCGACGAUUAAACUGCGAAUGGCGAGGCGGGCGCGGGGGGUGGAACGACGGCACGCCUCCACUUACGACAAGCUCGACCCGAGUCGCCUGAUGAAAGCCGAUCAAUAAGCUAAAUGACAGUCUUGGGCGGCGACCAGAUGUGAUCAAAUCGAAAGGCGUCCGGUGCAAAGAGCGCACAAACCGUCUUCAUAGGGUGGGUGAUAGGGUAGGAAGGUAUCUUCCGGUCACUUUUGUAAAGUAGUUUGGUUGGGCUUUGAACCCUCAUACGCUUACGGACUCUAGUAUAUAUGCACGGGUAUGUGGGACUGACAGGAGGCGAUGCACGCCACGAAAUAAAUGAGCAACAAAUAAAGCGGUGUGACGCCAACGCUAUUUAUAAGAUCAAAGUACAGCACAGCACAGUAAGCACGCACGAAUUAGAGUAGAUUUUAUAAGUAAGCGGACAACUAGAGGUGUUCAUGUAGGUGAAGGAGGGAGAGAGUCAGACGAGUAUGCUGCAAGAGCAUAUCAGAAAUACUGGUCGAACUUGAUGCACGCAGCGGGGUCCCUUUCUAAACAGCCCUCGAGGCUUCGAUUGGUU
Klebsormidium nitens is the source of this 2731-nucleotide messenger RNA. Lineage: Eukaryota; Viridiplantae; Streptophyta; Klebsormidiophyceae; Klebsormidiales; Klebsormidiaceae. The record is from the annotation of a GenBank genome assembly.